Molecule: messenger RNA, 2274 nt
Organism: Podospora pseudopauciseta
Lineage: Eukaryota; Fungi; Ascomycota; Sordariomycetes; Sordariales; Podosporaceae
Exons: 2
Coding region: 1-2274 (757 amino acids)
Biological process (GO): TRAMP-dependent tRNA surveillance pathway; nuclear polyadenylation-dependent rRNA catabolic process; nuclear polyadenylation-dependent mRNA catabolic process
Cellular component (GO): nuclear exosome (RNase complex); cytoplasmic exosome (RNase complex)
Molecular function (GO): mRNA 3'-UTR AU-rich region binding
Source: RefSeq, a predicted model, not a curated record
AUGCCAGUGUGGGCGCCAAACAUUCGUCCUCCAGGGGCUGGCUCCUACCUCGCCCUGGGUGUGGCACUCGGUUUAACAACAGGCUUGACACUCAACGCACUUAGGCAGCUGAAGGGCUCCAGGAAACCUCUACUCAUCAGGUCACCCCGUGAGACACAGUUGUCGAAACUUUCAAGAGAGGAAAUCGAUGCGUUGCCCUAUCCCCCAGACGCAUUGCCAGGGGGCCGGGACGUUGAGACACCAUACGGCAUCAUCAAAGUAUUCGAAUGGGGCCCUGAAGAUGGAGAAAAGGUUCUCCUGCUGCAUGGCAUCAGCACGCCUUGUUUAGCACUGGGAAACCUCGGGCAGGAGUUGGUCAGAAUGGGAUAUCGUGUUAUGAUAUUCGACUUCUUUGGGCGUGGCUACUCGGAUACUCCAACCGACCUCCCUUAUGACAUUCGCCUAUACACAACUCAGAUACUCCUCGCUCUUGCCUCGUCGAACGUGGCGUGGGCUGGGAAUGACGGAUUCCAUUUGAUUGGAUAUUCUCUGGGAGGAGGGAUUGCUGUCCCGUUCGCCAAAGACUUCCCCCACAUGGUCCGGUCUGUUGUCCUUAUCGCUGGUGGAGGACUGAUUCGGCCCGAACAUGUCAGCUGGAGGAGCAGAUUACUGUACUCGACGGGGAUAUUCCCAGAAUGGGCGCUCGAGUUUCUAGUUCGGAGACGCCUCAUGCCAAAACGACGAGAAGCUAUGACGGAAACAAGGAUGUCUACUCAGGUGGUGGACAGACCUAAGAUCAAGCACAAAAACAGUGAUGCCAACGGCGGAGAUGGUUGGGACUGCGCCACUCUGUUGGCACAUCGACCAGGCCAUACAGUGUCGUCCGUUAUGGAAUGGCAGCUUCACCAACACAGGGGGUUCAUUCCGGCUUUCAUGAGUAGCAUCCGUCAUGCACCCAUUUACAAUCAACACAAGGACUGGAUAGCUUUGGGGCGGCUCCUGGCCGAACGGAGGAAAGAGGCGGGCUGGGUGGACACAAGCUUGCCUGGCCUUAAGGGGGGAAGCAUUCUUUUAGUACUUGGAGCCAUGGACCCCGUUGUUUCGAAGGAGGAGUUGAUUCAUGACGCUACGGCUGUGCUGGGUGAGGAUGGGUUCGAGGCUGUGGUUUUGAAUAGCGGGCAUGAAUUGGUUAUGACCAAUGCGAUUGAAGUUGCCAAUACUGUUGCUGCUUCACCAGCCCCAUCCGGGCCCCAGCCCUCCCUCACCUUUACCCGCCCCGUCUUCGCCAAGCUCUCCCCCCACCCAUACCUCCUUCGCACUCUUUCCCCCGACUCCCCAGACCAGCAGCCCACCCGCAACAACGGCCGCGCGCCGCACCAGUCACGCCCGAUCCAGAUCAAUACCUCCUCUCUAUCCCAAGCUCAUGGCUCUUCUCUCGUCCGAACAGGCGACACGACCGUCAUCUGCGGCGUCCGAGGCGAGCUCCUCCCCGUGACGGCCAUUCCCCAAUUCCGACCUCACAACGGGACGCUCUACGAUCAAGACGAGGGCGAUGAGGCAAGGGCGAGGAAAGAACUCAAGGAUUACGAUCUGUUAGUCCCCAAUAUUGAGCUGGCAACAGGGUGCGCGCCGCAGUUCUUGCCGGGUGUGCCGCCUACGACGUUGGCGCAGACGGUGAGCACGAGGGUGUACAGUCUUUUGCACGGGGCUGGGGUGGUGGACGGGCGGGGGUUGAGGGUGUGGUUCACGCCGGAGAGUAAGAAGGAGGAAGGGGAUAUGGAAGUUGAAGGGGAGGAGGAGCGGGAGGAGCAGAAGCCGCAGGUGGUGGCGUAUUGGGUGCUGUAUAUUGAUUUGCUCUUUGUCAGCUUUGACGGGAACCCGUUUGAUGCUGCUUGGGCGGCGGUUUUGGCUGCGCUGAAGGAUACGAAGCUUCCCAUGGCGAGGUGGGAUCCUGAUAGGGAGAUGGUUGUUUGCCGGAAGGGGCAGGAUACGAGGUUGAAUGUCAGGGGACUGCCGGUGGCUUGUUCGGCGGCGGUGUUUUUGGAGAAGGAGCAUGGUGAGGUGGGAAGGGGGGAGCGAAAUAGGCAUUGGAUUUUGUUGGAUCCGGAUCGGAGCGAGGAGGAGCUGUGCAAGGAGGUUGUUACUGUUGUUGUGGAUUGCUCGGACGGGGGGGAGACGAGGGUGAGGAGUAUUGAGAAGCAGGGUGGGACGGUGAUUGGGAGGGAGUUGAUUAGGGGGUUUGUUGGGGUUGCGGAGGGGAGGUGGAGGGAGGUGAAGGAGGCGAUGGGGAAUUAG